UAAUAGAAAAGCAAAAAUUCAAUAGGCCCCCAAAACUCGAAUUUAUGGUAUCGUAAUAUAAAGCUACAUAUGUGGUGAGAAGAACACAGUUUAUAUUUGGACAGUUUGUUCUGAGGACUCUUCAUACAGUUUAUAGUAUAAGAACAAAACACUUGAGGACAAACGAAUAUUAUGAUCUAGAAAACCUAAAAAAAAAAAUGGAUUAUAAAACAACAUACAUAAGAGAGGGUCCUCGACGUGGUUCUUUCACAGUUGAACAAGAUCUUUCGACAUCAACUAACUGUACAAGUAACGCUAAGCCCUUCGUUUUUAAGCUUGGUGUUUGUGCAAUGCAGUCAAAAGUAAACAGUUCUCCAAUGCAAAGUAUUUUAAAAAGAUUAGCAAAAUCUCCUGAUUUUCAAAUUAUACAAUUCUCCGAAAAUGUCCUACUACACAAACCCGUUUCUUCUUGGCCGAUCGUUGACUGCCUUAUUGCUUUUCAUUCCAGAGGUUACCCUUUUGAGAAAGUAAAAGAAUACACUCAGGCUACCAAUCCCGUUAUUUUAAAUGAUUUGGAUGGAAUGCAUUUUCUUCGAAGUCGUGUAAAAGUCAUUCAAAUGCUAAAAGAGUGUGAUAUUCCAACACCUUCACAUAUCAUUGUAGACCACCCUCUAUGCACAUUAGGAAAUCCAAAUCAUGUGUUUGAGGAACAUUAUGAUUAUAUUGUAUAUAACGGAUUAAGGUUGAAUAAACCCUUUAUAGAAAAACCAUGUGACGCUGACAAUCAUAAUAAUUAUGUCUAUUACCCUCGAAACGCUGGGGGUGGUUGUAAAAAAUUAUUUCGCAAAAUAGAAGAUCGCUCUAGUAUUUUUUGUCCUGACUACCACCAGGUUCGCCGGGAUGGAAUUUACGUUUAUGAAGAAUUCUUAGCAACAUUUGGAACUGAUGUGAAGGUUUAUACAGUAGGACCCUUCUUCGCACAUGCUGAAGCUAGAAAAGCUCCCACAUUGGAUGGGAAGGUGCAAAGAACAGCUCAUGGAAAGGAAGUCCGAUAUCCUGUAAUUUUAAGUGAAUUUGAGAAAGUCAUGGCGUACAAAAUAGUUGAGACCUUUAAGCAGGUCAUUUGUGGGUUUGAUAUUCUUCGCACCACAAGCGGUUUCUCAUAUGUGUGUGAUGUUAAUGGAUGGUCCUUUGUCAAGGGAAAUGUUAAAUAUUAUAAUGAUUGCGCUCAUGUUAUACGAAUUUUAUUCCUUACAAAAUUGCAAAAAAAAUAUAAUUUUAUUCCUCGCGAAUUGCGAGAAGGAGAACUCUCUAUUGAAGCUGAAGAAGACACAUUAAGAAAAACUUUUAUUGAAGUUGAUGAUUCCGUUAUACAUCCAAAUGAUGCAGAUGAAGAGCUUCGGGCAAUGAUUGUCGUCAUGCGUCAUGGAGAUCGUCAGCCCAAACAAAAGUUGAAAUUCGAAACAUCUGAACCUGAACUCUUGGAAUAUCAUUGUCAAAGUGAAUCUGAAGAUGCAUCAAAUUCAUCUUGUGUUACCAUAAGUCAGCCGAAGGAAAUAAAGCUGAAAUCUCCUGAAGAGCUUCAAUGCUUAUUAGAGAAAACUCGACAUAUCAUUAAAAGAAUGAGUCUUAUGUCAUUGGAAGGGAUAGAAGCAAACCAGCUGUUUGAACAUUUUUGUUCACUCCAACGAGUUUUACAGCGAGGCGACGGGUUUUCUGGAAUUAACCGAAAAUUCCAAAUCAAACCAGUGGAAUGGAAAAGUGUGAUAAGUAAAUCAGGAGACACUCUUGUAGUCGUAACACGACAGCUUAUCGUAGCUAAAUGGGGCGGUGAAUUAACCGGGGUAGGUCAAGCGCAAGCUGAGGAUCUUGGUAAACGGCUGCGCGCCGCAAUGUACCCCGGGGAUGAGGAAGGGGGUUUACUUCGAUUACACUCAACAUUCCGACAUGAUUUGAAAAUUUACACGUCUGAUGAAGGCCGGUGCCAAGUAACCUCCGCAGCUUUCACGAAAGGAUUCUUGGAUUUAGAGGGACAACUGACCCCUAUAUUAGUUCAAAUGGUUAUGCGAAAUGCUAAAGCACAUGCCUUAUUAGACAAUUCCUCAGUGCAAUCCAAAGAGCGCGAUUUGUGUAAAAAAUGGUUAGAUACACUGUUCAAUUCAGAAAACGGUCUAGACGAUAUGGAACCAAACCUUAGGGAGUGCAUAAAGCAUUCACCCGGCUAUCAAGAAGCCGCUCAAUUUUUCAAAAAACCAAGGGUGAACAUGAUUGCAAUUAAGGAACGUAUAGAAGAAUUAGUCAAUGCUUUAUCAUUUGAAAUUCGACGAUGCGAGUGGGCCACGGGGCCUCCAUCACAGGUUCGCGGAUCUCUGGAAGAUGACAAUGCAGUUUUUGACGAGGACCAUUAUCAGAGUUCUCAAGAUGUAUCAAAAUUACCUAUUGUUUCACAAUAUUACACAGAGCAUCUUUUAGACAAACUCUCCAACCAAAUGCAUAAAAAAUUAAAUAAUAAUUGCAUGACUGAUGGGUUUCCUUGUAAUUCAUGUCAUUUAAUUUUUCUCUUAUCUGACCGAUUGAGAGAUAUCCGCAGUCGCUGGCAGGAGUUGAGUAAUUCCUGGUAUCGUGUAAAAAAAAAACGCUUUGAUUCUAGUAAAUUACCUGAUCUUGUUGAUAAUGUGCGUUAUGAUUUGAUACACAAUCAUACGUAUAUUGGCACUGCCGCUCUUAAAGCCGCGUUUUCCAUAUACACACAAGUAGAGCCGUUAGCAUCUUUCCUUGGUCCAGCCGAAUAUGGACUAACGCCAAAGCAGAAAAUUGUAAUAGGUGUCAGCUUAAUACCAAAGCUUUUAAAGAAAAUUAUUGCGGAUAUUACAUUUUCGCGCCAAAGUCCUGAUGUCAAAAAUUCUGAAAAAUUCAUUUCUUCGGAACAAGAUUUACUUCAACCUUCUUCUAAUUUAAAGGCUUCUUCAUACAGUGACACAUUACAUGAACAGAAUACAGCCGCUUCUAAAAAAAUGGACUCAAACCCCCUCGUUUACGAGCAGGAAACAUCCACAGUUCAUCAGGAUGAAAAUCUUUAUAAAACAUUAAAGUCGCCACGUCGAGGCUCCAUUCAACACGAAACUCUGUUAACUAUUCCUCACAAUCAAACAGUUGUUAUUAAUACGGACCCUCUGUGGGGUCAUCAAAAACCACGCCAAACUCCCGCACAGGCUUCUUUUUCAAAUUUGACAACGUCCGAUGGAAAAAAAAAUGCUCAAGAUGCGCGACAUAACGACAAUGGUGUUCAUAGUUUAAUAUGUAAACAUAACUCUAUAGAGUCAGAAAAAUGGGCAAAUAAAAGCGAAUACGGUAGUAUGGGAAUGGAUGAAAAACUUAGCAGGUCGUCUUUAGAAGAAAAAAAAAAAGACGAGGAAGACGAUGACCACGACGAUACGUGGAGUCACUUUCGACUUAAAGAAAAAGACGCCAAAGAAAUGGGGAUCAAAUCCCCAUGGCGUAUCGUUCGUUCCAGAUACUACGUGGCUUCUGCUUCUCAUAUUUUUUCUUUGUUCAAUAUAUUGCUACAUGGGUAUGGCGUCUUACAAAAAGAAAAAAUAAGUGAUAAUUCCCAAAAAAAUCUUAUUGAUGAAGAAUCAUUAGAUACUGCCACAAAUAUCACUGAUAUACACUAUUUAUCCCACAUAGUUUUCAGAGUUUGGGAGAAACGCAACGUUGAUAGUAAUAAUCCCAAUCGUUUUCGAGUUGAAAUACAGUUUUCAACUGGUGCUAAAGACGGUUUCGGAAGUAACUACAGCAUGCUACGAGAGCACGCGCAAGCAAAGCAGGCACUUUUUCAAAAACAUUUACAACACGUUCUAGCACAUCAAUCUGAAAUAAGUCCAUCUCGACUUCAAAGCCCACUCAUGAAUGUUGUAUGUUCUCUAAAGGACUCUUCAGUACAUUGCAUCCAUACAGACUCACCAAAUAUACAUAAAACAGAAGAUGUAACGAAAAGAGCAGCGGAACGGAGACACUCAGUUUGUUAUUCUCACGACUCUACAUUGGAUGGUUUGGAUAUUUUGAACAAAAGCAAAAGCGGCUUACACAAUGACAACUUUGCUUCCAGUAUCAAUAAGUAUGAUGUCUCUGCUUCUCAACCACAAAUGUCAAUUGUAUCAAGUCAAUUUGACAAAUGGUCAUCAUCAGGAACACAACCUGAAUCUUUUUAUGAAGAGAAGCAGGUUUUUGAGACCAACGACUCGGAAUUGGAAGAAAAUACCCAUCAUUCUCUAAGAUCUUUUAAUGGAAAUAAAAUAGAAUCCAAGGUUAACAGUUCCGACCAUCAAUCACCUCACCGUAUAUCAGGAGACCCAGUACCACCGUAUUGCGAAAUAAAUCCGUUACAUCGACUCACGCGCAAUUGCUCGGUUGAAAUACUGGAAAAGAUGGUUUAUGCUUUAUUGAGUCAAGCAAAAGAAUUACGUAAUGAUCUUUCUUUUUAAUUUUUUAUCCUUAUAAUGAUAUUCCUUUCGAAACUAAACUCGACUCCACUCGACUGAAUUAAUUGUAUUUUCAAACGACAAUACUCAGCUACCAGCUUAGCUCCCACUCGACACGGUUAGUGAUUAGUCAAUUAAUUACUACGACAGUUUCGUAAUCUUUUCCUUUUUAAAAAAAUUGUUACAACAUGCACAAGCGAAAAAAUAACUUGUAUGUUUUAAUAACAAUUGUGUUUCUUUUUUAAUUCAAUUAAGGAAAAUUUCAAAACAAUA
Molecule: messenger RNA, 4733 nt
Organism: Hylaeus volcanicus
Lineage: Eukaryota; Metazoa; Arthropoda; Insecta; Hymenoptera; Colletidae
Exons: 25
Coding region: 198-4463 (1421 amino acids)
Biological process (GO): inositol phosphate biosynthetic process; inositol metabolic process
Molecular function (GO): inositol hexakisphosphate kinase activity; 5-diphosphoinositol pentakisphosphate 1-kinase activity; diphosphoinositol pentakisphosphate kinase activity
Source: RefSeq, a predicted model, not a curated record